AGGGUAUUCGUUUAAACGUGUAAUGUUACCCAUCGCAUAAAUUUAUGCAAAUACGCAGUGUGUUACAUGAACGCACUUCAAAUUCUUUGUGUAAAUGCCACUUAUUUAUGUAUUAAACAGCUGUUUGGGUGUCAAAAUAUUAAAAUGCCGAAAGUUAGCGAAAAAGCAAAAUUUAUUCAACUUUGCGAAAAAUCACUAGUAUUUGAUUUGUUAAUGUUGGAGCUGUUUGGAAAACAUGACGAAAUCCAACGCAAAAAGGAAGAUGAAAUUAUGGAAGACUUUAGCUUUGCAUUGGCAGCUGCUGCAUAUUUUAGAUAUGGAUCUACAUUUGUUCAUCAUUCUGUCCCAAAAUCACCCAACUUUUUAAUAGAUGUAUUACCGCAUUUGGAUGAAAACAGGUUUCGAGAAAUUGUGCGAGUCAGCAAAACCACAUUUGAUUUUAUCAUUGAUCUGAUAAAGGAUGACGAAGUGUUCAAUGGUCCACGUUCAUGUAAACAGUUUCCUAUCCAAAUUCAAUUGGCUGUAGUAAUGUACCGACUGGGUUCAUGUGGAGAAGGAGCAACAAUUACUAAAAUUGCUAGUUUGUUUGGUAUUAGCGAUGGUGGAGUAAUACAGGUCAUGACCAACAGGGUAUUUGAUGCAAUUAUUAAAAGGAAAACUCAGUUUCUGUUUUGGCCGGACCCUGUAGAGCGUAGAGCUUUAGUUGUUCAAACACUCAGUGAGCUACCACAUUGUGUUGGCUACGUAGAUGGAACGGAGAUAAAAUUGGCGGAAAAACCCACUGUAGAUUGCGAAGCAUAUUUUUCUCGCAAGCAUAUAUAUUCACUUAAGGCUCAAUGUGUGUGUGACCACAAACUAGUAAUUCGUCAUAUGGUAUUGGGGUAUCCCGGUAGUGUUCACGACGCUAGGAUAUACAACAAUUGCGAGCUAUCCACAAACGCCACUGAAAUGCUAACAGGAUCAGAGUGGUUAGCUGCAGACAGUGCAUAUAAAUUAACUUCGACCCUUAUUACUCCUUUUAGAAUAAACGCAACGGAAGGCACCUUGAAUCAACGAAUUCUGUUCAACAGAACGUUCAGCCAGUACCGAAUAAGAAUUGAGCAUUGCUUUGGUUUAUUGAAAGAACGUUUUAAUAGCUUGAAAGAACUCAAAAUUCAAAUAAAGAGUGAUAAUUCGGUAAAGUUUGCAUGCCGGUGGAUAUUAGUUUGUGCGAUAUUGCACAAUAUUAUAUUAAAAAAAACGACGGUGGUUUUGAUGUUGACGAAGAAAGCAUUAGUGAAAACAGUGAAGUCGACGAGCCUGGGGAUCAAAACUUACCAACAGUUGAAGGUGCAUCUAAGCGCCUUUCAUUGUUAUCACUAA
Molecule: messenger RNA, 1362 nt
Organism: Zeugodacus cucurbitae (melon fly)
Lineage: Eukaryota; Metazoa; Arthropoda; Insecta; Diptera; Tephritidae
Product: putative nuclease HARBI1
Exons: 3
Coding region: 67-1362 (431 amino acids)
Source: RefSeq, a predicted model, not a curated record